AUGGUGUCGUUCGACUCGGUGGAGAAGGAGAAUCAUGGCAAUGAUGUUCACCAUGAAGCUGAACUUUUGGAGAAUGGCAGAGAAACCAAGAUUCAGAUGAAACAGAGAUUGUCACUUUUUAAUGGAUGCACUAUCAUUGUUGGUGUUAUUGUCGGUUCUGGAAUUUUUGUUAGUCCCAGAGGUAUGUCAUUUUCUGUUUUUUCAUUUAAUUUUAGGUAGCUAUUAAUUGGAAUAGUUGGUAAUAUUAAUUUUAAUAGGUAACAAACUAGCAAUGUUGCAUCAGAAACUAGAAAAUAACUAUAGGAUUUUUAAAUUUAGGUUGUUACUGGUAUAGGAUAGGCUAAAGGUAACGUUUUUAGGUAAUAGAUUCUAAAAUUUUUGGAUGAAAAAAGGUUGCGGAACAAAAAUUCCACAUUCUAGGUAAUAAAAUUUGGGAUUUUAGGAGUAAUUGAGCAAACUGGAAGUGCCUUCUUGUCAUUGAUAAUAUGGAUGUUCUGUGGCAUCUUCUCCUUGUUUGGUGCUCUUUGUUAUGCAGAAUUAGGUACCACAAUACCGAAAAGUGGUGGUGAUUACACCUACAUUCAUGAGGCUUUUGGCAAAGUGCCAGCUUUCAUUUUUUUGUGGAUGGCGCUGAUUAUUGUGAAUCCAUCGUCGAUCGCGAUCAUGGCUCUGACCUUUUCAACUUAUACUCUGCAACCGUUCUACCCGGAUUGCACCGUGCCUCAGAUUCCGACUAUUUUGUUGUCAGCCUUCAUGAUUAGUAUGUUUUGGUUAUUUUUUACAAUUUAACGUUCGAUUACGGGAUUAACUAACAUAAACGAAUGUUUCAGUCACAUUGACAUUUAUUAACUGUUACAACGUCAAAUGGUCGACCAAAACUCAGGAUAUCUCAAGUGUAACAAAGAUCGCGGCUUUGUUGUUGAUUGUUUUUGCUGGCGUGUACCAUUUCUUUAUGAGUAGGUAUCUUUACUUUUAAAAGCUUAUAAUUGCUACUUUCUGAUGGCGUUGGAUGUUAUGAUUUUAUGUUUUUCAGAUGAAAAUCACUUUAAUUGGGAAUCGCUAAACGCUGGACACAACUUUAAUGUAGUGUCAUUGUCACUGGCCUUUUAUCAAGGUGUGUUCAGUUUUUCGGGCUACAAUUACCUAAACUUUGUGACUGAAGAGAUUAAAAAUCCCAACAAGUAGGUUUAUAUUUAUUCCCUAACGUAAAAAUAUUUUUAUUUUGUGUUUUAUUUAUUUUACGGUAAAGCGUUGGUUUUAUCUUUUAACGUAUUACUGGUUUUAUCUUUUAACGUUUAGGAACCUCCCUCGAUCAAUUUACCUGUCGAUUCCGGUCGUUACAGUAAUCUACCUGUUGGUCAACAUGGCCUACUUUGUGGCUCUGACCCCUCAGGAAGUGUUGUUAUCUCCAGCCGUCGCGGUAACCUUUGCCAACCGUGUUAUGGGAUUGUUGUCACCAAUAAUGCCGUUCUUUGUGGCCAUAAGUUGCAUUGGAUCAGUGAAUGGCAUCAUCCUGACAUCUUCCAGAAUGUUCUUUGCUGGAGCCAGAGAUGGUCAACUUCCUGAACUUUUGGCCAUGAUUCACGUCAAACUCUUGACGCCGAUUCCGUCAUUGAUUGCCCUCUGCCUUCUGAGUUUGGUGAACAUCUUUGUAUCCGAAUUGAGAGACCUGAUCAACUACCUUUCUUUUGCCGAGACCUCGGUCGUGUUCAUGUCUGUAGCUGCUCUUUUGAAACUCAGAAUCUGCGAACCCAACCUUCCACGACCAAUUAAGUUCAAUCUGUUGGUGCCGAUAACCUUCAUAAUGAUCUGUUUGUUUGUUCUGAUCACACCAUUUGUCAGAAGUCCGGUUGAAUUGGUUGCCGCUGCCGUUAUUAUCUGCUCAGGAGUGCCAGUUUACCUUGCCUUCGUUCAUGUUCAAGACAAACCAACUUUUCUUUACAAACCUUGGAGUAAGUACUGUAUUUUGCAUUAUUUUUGUGGAUUUUCGAAGUUGUUUGACUUUCAAUUAAAGGCAGGAAUUAUAUAAUGCAUUAGUUGUAUCCACUAACGGACUUUAUUUCAGUUGCGUUUACUCAUUUCAUCCAGAAGCUGCUACUCUGCGUGAGUGAAGAUGAAAGUACAGAAGAAUAGAAAGCUUUAUAAAUACGUUUCAUUGUUGGCCAUAUCUUGUUAUUGUUUAUGUUUAUGGGUAAUAAAUUGUUCUUGUGCUUGUUAAUAAUGCAAUUAAUUAGCAGGAUUAAUGUUAUUUAUUUAUUUUUGAUGUUAUUUUAACUUCAGGUAAAACUUGAUGCCGGAUUUUUAUUUUAUCGUACAAAAUUGGCACGCAGCUGGCGGCGUUUCGGGCGCAGCUGUUUCAAGGAUAAAUUAAUUCUUUUUAAUUUUAUUUUCCAAACUUUUUCUUAGCUAAUCAACAUACCGUUUUUAUCGUAUGUGUGUUUUAAGGUUGUUUACAAACAAAACGUGUUUUUAGAUCAUGUAUUUUACAGGAUUUUCAUAAAUUAUCUUUUCAGUUAUAUUGUUAAAAAUGGCAGACAAUGGAGAAGACGGUGUUGACAACAAGAGCAUCGACAAACACAACUGGGGAGCAGCAGACCUGGAGAAGGUAACAGACUACGAAGAAGAUAAGGACGAGGUGGGAACUGGGAAUGUUGACCAUCUCAAGGUCCAAGAACAAGAAGUGGUGUCGUUGCGAGCUGAAGACAUCUCCUUCUUGAUGAAGGCGUGCGAGUUGAGCAGGGCCUACGCCGAGAAGAUUCUGAUCGAUGCCAGAGGACAGCUGAAGGUGGCGCUGCGGAAUUUCGUCAGUUCAUGA
Bursaphelenchus okinawaensis is the source of this 2815-nucleotide messenger RNA. NCBI's taxonomy places the organism in Eukaryota, Metazoa, Nematoda, Chromadorea, Rhabditida, Aphelenchoididae. The record is from the annotation of a GenBank genome assembly.